This is a messenger RNA of Cornus florida, 3144 nucleotides long. Its product is annotated as pentatricopeptide repeat-containing protein At4g08210. Gene Ontology annotation, biological process: RNA modification. Lineage: Eukaryota; Viridiplantae; Streptophyta; Magnoliopsida; Cornales; Cornaceae. The record is from RefSeq and is a predicted model, not a curated record. Bases 194 to 2266 code for a protein of 690 amino acids. The transcript has a single exon. Gene Ontology annotation, molecular function: protein binding; RNA binding.
AUCAGUCACUCUCUACUUUAAACUGAGAAGAAUAAUUCCCAAUUAACAGUCAACUGAAAACCUAUCCUAUUUUUCUAAACUGUUGUGGGUUUGGACUUGGGCUUAAAGCUAUUUGGGCUUUGUUCACUUUUUGGGUACUAAACUACCGAAGCUACGAACCAAGCAGUGAAGUUACUGGCCUUCAUGGGUAUUCAUGGAUGUGACGCGGAUUGUAACUGCUAUUCGUCACUGUGGGCGAAUUCGAGCCUUCAAAACUGGAAAAUCACUUCAUUCUCAUCUAAUCCGACACGGGUCUUUGAAUGAUGUGUUUAUUGCCAACAAUUUGAUCGCCAUGUACGUGGAUUUCUCAAUUUUGAAUGAUGCACAACGAUUGUUUGAUGAAUUGCUUCACCGAACUGUUGUUACUUGGACUACCAUGGUCUCUGCAUAUACGAAACUUGGAAGUCCUCAUGUAGCUCUUAGACUCUACACUCACAUGUUGGAGGCACAAUCUGAAAGGCCCAACGGGUUUUUGUAUUCUGCAGUUUUAAGAGCUUGUGGUACUGUGGGUGAUCUUGAAAUGGGUAGAGCUAUUCACAGUGACAUUUCUAGAGAUGAAUGGGAGUAUGACACUGUGUUAAUGAAUGCCCUUUUGGACAUGUAUCUAAAAUGUGGGAGUUUGAGUGAUGCCCGGAAAGUUUUCGAUGAGAUUGUAGUAAAAAAUUCGACUUCGUGGAACACCAUCAUUUCAGGAUAUAGCAAGGAGGGUGAUAUCGUGGAGGCAAAGAAUUUGUGGCAGCAAAUGCCAGAACCCGAUGUUGUAUCUUGGAACAGCCUUCUUGCUGGUUUUGCGAAUAAACAGAGUCAUUUUGCAUUGGGACUUGUAAGCAUGAUGCACCAGAAAGGCCUCAAGCUUGAUGUUUUUGCAGUGCCUUGUGCUCUUAAAACCUGUGGUUGUCUACGUUUAUUAGGCAUGGGGAAACAGGUUCACUGUUAUGUUGUCAAAUCAGGUUUUGAGUGUUCUUGUUUUACAUUAUCUGCUCUCAUUGAUAUGUAUUCAAAUUGCUCUGAACUGGAUGCGGCAGUAAAGCUAUUUGAUAAAUACUUGAGCUGCAAAUCUUCUAGUCAUGAUAGCUUGUCUAUUUGGAAUUCUAUGCUUUCUGGAUAUGUUGUUAACGAACAGCAUGAUGCUGCUAUCAGCCUGGUGUCACAAAUUCAUAGCUCUGGCACACAUAUGGACUCCUACACUCUUAGUAGUUCUUUAAAGAUUUGCAUCGACUUGCACAACUUGAAACUUGGGCUCCAAGUCCAUGCUUUGGUUGUUGUCUGUGGGUAUGAGUUGGAUUAUGUUGUAGGAAGCAUUCUUGUAGAUUUCUAUGCAAGACAUGGGAACAUUAGGGAUGCAUUGGGAUUGUUUUGGAGACUCCCGAAGAAAGAUGUUGUAGCUUGGUCUAGUUUGAUUGCAGGUUGCGUUAAUGGGGGAUCAAACUCGUUUGCGUUUUGGCUGUUUAAGGAAAUGAUUAGAUUGGAUAUAGAAGUUGAUCAAUUUGUUAUUUCAAGUAUUUUAAAAGCUUGUUCAAGUCUAGCAGAGCAUAAAAGUGGUCAACAGAUUCAUGCUUUUUGUGUUAAGAUUGGGUAUGAAUUAGAUCAGGUAGCGGUUACCUCUUUAAUUGAUCUGUACUCAAAAUGUGGUGAAAUUGAGUCUGGAUUAGCUUUAUUUGAGUAUGUGUCUGAGAAAGAUACCGUGUGUUGGACAGGGAUUAUAGUGGGGUGUGGGCAAAAUGGAAGAGCGAAGGAGGCAAUUGGGUUUUUCCGAAAGAUGAUAAAAUUAGGGUUAAAGCCAAAUGAAUUCACUUUUUCUGGUGUCCUUUCUGCCUGUAGACAUGCUGGUUUAAUUGAAGAAGCAAGGGUCAUAUUAAAGUCUAUGAAAUCAGAAUACGGACUGGAACCACAAUUAGAGCAUUACCAUUGCAUGGUUGAUCUUCUUGGUCUAGCUGGACUUUUCAAAGAGGCAAUGGAAUUGAUUGCUGAAAUGCCAUUUGAACCUGAUCAAACAAUAUGGGGGUCCUUGCUUGGGUUCUGUGGGACUCACACGAACACUGAACUAGUCGAUUUUAUUGCUGAACGCCUUAUUGCUAUCUCUCCUGAAGAUCCUUCUGUAUAUGUGAGACUUUCAAAUAUUUAUGCAUCAUUGGGAUUAUGGGAUGAUUCAAAUAUGGUGAGACAAGCAAUCAAGGAAAUGGGCAUAAAAGAAGCUGGGAGAAGCUGGAUUGAGAUUAGAAAUUAAUUAAUCCUGCUUCAUUACAUAGCUAGGGACAAUUGCAUUAUGGCUAAUUAAGGAGGCAAUCAGGAUUUUGCAAGAUGUUAAAAUUAGGGUUAAAGCCAAAUGAAAUAACCUUUUCGGUUGUUUCUGGCUGUGGACAUGCUGGUUUAGUUGAAGAAGCAAGGGUCAUAUUUAAGUCCAUGACUGCAGAAUUUGGACUGGAACCACAAUUAGAGCAGUACUAUUGUAUGGCUGAUCUUCUUCGUCGAUUUUCAAAAGAGGAAAUGAAAUUGAUUGCUGAAAUGUUGUAUGCGUCUUGACCAAACAAUAUGGAUUUCCUUGCUUGGGGCCUGUACCCUGAGCUGAUUGAUUUUAUUGCUGAACAGGUUCUUGUAGUUUCUUCUAAAGAUCCCUCAGUAUAUGUUUAUGUUACAAUUAUCCUUCAGUAUAUGUUACAAUUUCGAACAUUUAUGCUUCAUUAUGAUUGGGGACAAACUAUCAGGGAAGUGGGCAUAAAAGAAGCUGGGAGAAGCUGGAUUGAGAUUAGAAAUUGAUGUGUCCAGCUUUAUUGAAUAAAACUAUAUAGUAUUUUGGAGAUGCAGGAAGGCCACAAGAGUUUUUGGCACUUGCAAGGAUCUCGAUACGAAGCUGGGUCCUUUCGGCAAAGUUCAGAGUAUGUUGCAUUUUAUUCCAGAUCACUUCCUCCCUUUUGUUGAGCUCCACAGCUGAAUUUAGCUGAAGUUCAGUCUCAGCCAAUCCCUUGGGACCAGCUCCAUAAGUUCUAUAAUGUCUUCUAACUGCUGAAGUUGUCACAUUGUACAUGUAUAGAACAUAUUCUAUGUAUUGUAAUCCACUGAGUCAUGAAUUUUUAAUACAUUCAAGGUAUAAUCCAUAUCAGUGUU